AUGAGUUUUGAUCUACCCUCCGUUGACGAGAUCAAACGCUCCGCCGAGGUCGGUCAGCGCAUCACCCCCGAAGAUGUCUCAGUGAUAGCACAAGCGGAGAGCGAGUUGACCGGGAAAGGGCCAAUACGGGGCGGUCCUGCCGCCAUGAAGAAUCCAGACUCUGCGGUUCUAACGAAGCCAGCAACUGCACAAAGUCUGGCGAUGAGGCAGAUGAACUUCGACACGAAACUAGAUGAAAUCUCAAGGAAGCCGCAGAGUCACAUUACCCAGGAAGAUGCGCGAGAGAUUCAGGCGACGGAGGGCCGCGCAUUCAAUAAACCGCCCGGUGCAGGCUCCGUCGCUGCUCAGGUCCGCUCCAUAGCGAAUCGGAAUGAGGCCCUGGGGCUACCGCCGGUCAAUGUGGAUGUUUCUGUCUAUGUGACCAAGGACGAUGCACGGGAGGCUCAGAGCGCCGAGGCGUCUGUGUAUGGAGGACAGAACCCGGCGGGCGGAAUGGCGGCCCAGAUGCAGGUAUGUAACUACGAUGAGGCGUUAGCAACGCAUCUGGCCUCAGAAAUAACCCUGGUCCCAGAGUGCAGCCGAUAA
Molecule: messenger RNA, 585 nt
Organism: Aspergillus clavatus NRRL 1
Lineage: Eukaryota; Fungi; Ascomycota; Eurotiomycetes; Eurotiales; Aspergillaceae
Exons: 3
Coding region: 1-585 (194 amino acids)
Source: RefSeq, a predicted model, not a curated record